This is a messenger RNA of Ectocarpus sp. CCAP 1310/34, 460 nucleotides long. Lineage: Eukaryota; Phaeophyceae; Ectocarpales; Ectocarpaceae. The record is from the annotation of a GenBank genome assembly.
AUGACGUCGCCCAAGCUUGACGCUAGAGGGACCCAGGGGGGAGCUUUCCUCCCACUCCUCCAUGAAGUCAGGGAUCUUGAGCAGGCGGAUCAGCCUCAUCAGGCGAACCAGGCGCAGCAUGCGAACCAGCCUGGUUGAUCUGUUUGUCCGCAUGCGCGCGUAAUUUGCACAACAUGUACGCCACCGCGACCUGCUUCUGGUUCGCCACCACCUCCCCGUCCCUGUGGAGAAGAGCCGUGCGUAGGGUGACCAGCAUGUCCGCGAAGAACAGCGCGUCCACGAAGUACGAGAGCACCUGCCACCCGCCCUCGGGUGGGCGAUCGAAGCCGAGGCGGUACGUUACCUCAAGCACCGACCAGAUUAUCACCAUGGACAACCAGAGGUCCCACGAAACCUGAGCAACAGCGGCACGGAAUUGAGAGUCGUCAGAACACGCGAAACGAAAAGCCACCCAGCCCUU